Messenger RNA from Teleopsis dalmanni, 3087 nucleotides. It is a transcript of the gene KCNQ, whose product is annotated as potassium voltage-gated channel subfamily KQT member 1. The transcript is spliced from 20 exons. Gene Ontology annotation, biological process: transmembrane transport; potassium ion transport. Gene Ontology annotation, molecular function: voltage-gated potassium channel activity. The record is from RefSeq and is a predicted model, not a curated record. The coding region runs from base 226 to 2979 and encodes 917 amino acids. Gene Ontology annotation, cellular component: membrane. NCBI's taxonomy places the organism in Eukaryota, Metazoa, Arthropoda, Insecta, Diptera, Diopsidae.
CGAGGAUCGCUUUAACUACGCGAUCGCACAACUUGAAUUUUAAGUAUUGCUUCGGUUCUCAGAUAUGUCAGACGUAUCUGCUAAGCGCGUUCGGCAAGUUCAUUUUCAGAUAUAAAUAUACGUACUUUCAGAUACAAAAUAUUAUAGCAAGCAGAUGUGAUUUUCAGUAUUUAAUUUUAAAGUUUAACGUCGUGGGUUAAUGUUGGAAAAAAAAAAUUCACAGCAAUGGAUCCGUUAAAUGAGUGUAUCAUGUUCUAUGAACAAAGUUUGAAAAAAAAGAGGUCAUGUAAGCUCGGUAAUUACGAAACCGACAGUUUUUUUGAACCGCGAAUGUCACUAUUGGGCAAACCUCUAAACUACAAUCGCGGCACGCGCCGUGGUUUUCGGUACAGAAGACUACAAAGUCGUAUCUACAACUUUCUGGAGAGGCCGCGCGGAAUACCAGCAGUCAUAUAUCAUAUUAUGGUAUUUCUAAUGGUAUUUACUUGUCUUGCCUUGAGCGUUUUUUCAACAAUCGAGGAAUACGAGAAGGACGCUCUGUACAUUUUGUUUAGAAUGGAGAUUUUGGUUGUUGUGUGGUUCACCAUGGAGUUCUUCUUGCGACUUUGGUCGUCUGGGUGCCGAUCAAGAUAUCAAGGCUGUGCUGGUCGUAUGAAAUUCAUGAAGCGACCGUUUUGUUUUAUAGAUAUUAUUACCAUAGUACCAUCAAUUAUAGUCUUGGGCAUGGGUACAUCUGGUCAAGUUUUUGCCACUAGUGCCUUGCGUGGCUUGAGAUUCUUCCAGAUAUUAAGGAUGGUACGCAUGGAUAGACGUGGUGGCACCUGGAAAUUACUCGGCAGUGUAGUAUACGCACAUAGACAGGAACUGAUAACGACUAUGUAUAUAGGUUUCCUAGGUCUCAUAUUUGCAUCAUUUCUUGUUUAUUUAAUGGAAAAAGAUAUAAACGCUAAAUUUAGUAAUUUCGCACAGGCUUUGUGGUGGGGCGUGAUAACUCUUUGUACAGUCGGCUACGGUGAUAUGGUGCCUGAAACAUGGCAAGGCAAACUCAUAGCAUCGUUUUGUGCUUUACUAGGAAUUUCUUUCUUUGCUUUACCUGCAGGCAUAUUGGGCAGUGGAUUUGCCCUGAAGGUGCAACAACAACAGCGACAGAAACAUAUGAUACGGCGACGGCAACCAGCGGCAACACUCAUCCAAUCGGUUUGGCGUUGUUAUGCGGCUGACGAACAUUCACUCUCAAUCGCAACCUGGAAGAUACAUCAAAUGCCUUUACCCAGUCCGCCUGCAUCUUCAGAGUAUUGGGAUAGAUUAUUUAAAAAUUUAAGCGAAUAUAGUUCAGACCUUUCGGAUAAGUUUUUUAGACAUGUCGUCGAAGAUAGGCGUGGAUCCUCUAGUUUCAAGCACAACGCGUCAUUUGUGGCACGUUUGCCUACCAUAAGACGGAAUAAGACUCCAGCUAUGCAGUCGCCAGGCGAUGGUGGCGGCAUUAAGCCACAGGGGACCAUUCGAGGAGGUACGCGUUACGCACGUACACUGCGCGAAAUGAAUGCGUCGGUGGAGAAUUUAGCAGCAAAGAGUCCUUGCAAGGGCAGCGGCUGUCAGCAGGAGAAGCUGAGCAAUAUUGAAACUGGAAACUAUCAGCAAUGCAAUGCGCGGUACUUAACCGUUCCGGGCAGGAACAACAACACGGAAAGUGAUAAUAAAAAUAAAUUGUCCGUCGGUGACGUCAGCACGAGCAUUCCGAUUGUGCUCUGGGGUUUCCUGCAACGCGACAUACUCGGUUCGAACUGCACCAUCCGGCGUUCGAGUGUGUGUGUGGCGGACGGUGAACACUUGUACGAUGGCAUGCCAUAUUUAGAGAGUGGGAAUCAGGUUUCAAUUGAGGGACAAUAUUAUCCUAGAAAUGAGGAGGACGAACCACGUUGCACUCAACUCACAAGUCAACACAAAAUUGCAAUUCGUUUUUUAAGAAAGUUAAAGUAUUUUGUAGCUCGUCGUAAGUUUAAAGAAGCUUUAAAACCAUAUGAUGUUAAGGAUGUCAUGGAGCAAUAUGCUGCCGGCCAUGUGGACUUGCUUGGCCGUGUCAAAAAUGUACAUGCAAGGUUAGAUCAAAUAUUAGGAAAACAAGGCUCAAAAUCAAAGGAUGCCUACGCAUCCAAAAUUAGUUUAGCAUCUCGAGUAGUAAAAGUAGAGCGGCAGGUCGCCGAUAUAGAAGAAAAACUAGAUAUAUUAAUAAAAGCGUAUAUGGAAGAUCGUGAGAGAAUUCAAUCACUUCCACUAAAUACGCAGGCACCAAAACAUUCCAUACAAAAUCAAAAUGAUCCCAGCAGUCUAAUCGUGAGGGAUCCAAAGAAUUCCAAUCAUUUUAAAAGAGCUGUGACUACAGUUAUGGACACGCCCAAACAAAAGCAAAUAACACAUCCUUCGGGUAUAACAGCAUAUACACAGACUUCCGAGCUGAAUGCAUAUCAGACGACGACUGAUUCAGCAUCAGCUCAGGUAUAUCAACAGCACAAUGAUGGUUUAAUGACUGAUUUAGAAAAUAGAACUAAGAAACGUGUAUCUUUAAGAUCCACACCUCAACAAAUACAUGAGAGUAAAAGUUACAAUGAGAGAGACGUUGCGAUUAGUUUGCCUGCAGAUGUACAAUCAUUAGAUUCCGCUAAUAUUAAAUCAAUGCCAGAUAGUUCAAUUAUUUUAAUAGACGAAGUAGAAGAUUAUGAGGAAGAAGACCUCAAUUGUGAAGGUGAAAUGGAUCAUUAUCCUUCGUGGGAUAUGGAUAGUGACACUUUAGCAGAUGUUGAUGUUUACUGUGAGGAAUCAACAGAAAACACAGCCUUAUUGCACAGAAGACGACCCUGUACUGCGAUAGUUAUUACGCCUAUUAGUCCUGUAAGCUCCGCACAUAAUCUCACCAGCAUGGAUGAGACGACAACCUCAACAAUAAAUAAAUCAAAUUUGCUUUCCCCCGAUUCUGGUUAACAAUUAUUGCUGAGAUACAUGAAGCUUAUAGUUGUGUUCAAAUUAAUUUAAUUUAACGUAGGAGUACUUAAUUAAUUACGGCUUAAUUUUAUUUAAUAUUUAAUUAUU